Molecule: messenger RNA, 996 nt
Organism: Caenorhabditis briggsae
Lineage: Eukaryota; Metazoa; Nematoda; Chromadorea; Rhabditida; Rhabditidae
Exons: 5
Coding region: 1-996 (331 amino acids)
Source: RefSeq, a predicted model, not a curated record
AUGGCUGAACUGGAAGAUUCGAUUUAUGAAGUUCAAGAAUAUCAGGAAUUUCAUUAUGUCUUCACAUUUUCUACUAUUCUCGCCGCGAUUCCCCUAGUUUAUAUGAGUCCUACUGUUGUGAUAAUGUUGAAAAUCUUCAAGUCGUGUCGAUCUCCAAGUCAUUGGAACAUUGCUCACUCGAUGAAUCAUAACAUUUAUGUGGUUAUCAUGCUUUACUUUUUGUUCAAUACCUUAUUCUUCAUUUCCGACUAUCUUCGUUUCUCCCUUCCAGCUACUGGAGUUUUCACUUCAUGGUGUGCUUCAAUACAACCCAAUCAUUAUUUUAAACUCAUCUUCCUUUUCACUUUUUACUUCAAUUAUUGCAUUCUGAUUCUCCCCUUUCUGCUUUGCCUCAUUCGACUCAUCAUCCUUUUUUAUCCCAGAGAUCAUCCGGCGAUCUGUUCGAAAAUCAUGAGGAUAUCCAUUCCCCUACUAUUCUUGAUUCCUGUUUUUUGCACUGGAUUCAUGAUUCCUGCAGUUGGUUAUUGUAGAAAAAUGGGAUCGCCUUUACAGUUUGGCGCAGUUUAUAUUUAUUACUCUGGCGGGUGGCUUGGUUGGAGAAAUUCUUAUAUCCAUUUGGUGAUGUCAAUCGUCAUGUGUUCGCUGACAGUACUUUGUUCUUUAUUGAUGAUGCUUAAAUUGCGACAAUCUGCAUUUAACACUACAUCAACAAGAACACGACAGCAAUCUCAGCGAGCUGAAUCUUCUUUGUCAAUAACUAUGAUUUCCUUUAUCAUUCCGUUCAUCAACAACACAUUUCUAACAGUUGUCUACCUAACUUUUCCCAGUUUUGUCUACUAUCUAAUGACCUUCCGACCAUUCGGAAAUGAUUGUGAGACUGUUAUGAUGCCAUGGAUUCUCUAUAUGACCCAUCCGAUGUUCCGAAAGAAGAAAACCAUCAGUCAAUCGUCAGCAGCAGUUUCGGCGAUACGAGGAACUAGCUCUCCAAUUUUGUGA